AAAUGACGCCUUUCGAAUUACUUUUUGGUACAAAAAUGAAGGAUAAAGACAUAGAACUGCAAAAAUUAAUAGAUGAAGAAGAUAUAGAAAUAUUUAACGAGAAAAGACAAGAGCUCAGACAGAAGGCAAAAGAAUCCAUUGGAAAAACGCAGGAAGAAAAUGUGAAAUCAUUUAAUAAGAAGCGAAAGAAAGCCAAUACCUAUAAACCAGGCGAUUUGGUCGCGAUUAAGAGGACCCAAUUCGCACAAGGAAGUAAACUAUAUCCAAAAUACUUAGGACCGUAUGAGAUUGUUAAAAGCAAUCAAAACGAUCGCUAUUCUGUGAGGAAGAUUGGCAACAGUGAAGGUCCGUUUAAUACAACUUCCUCAGCAGAUUACAUGAAGCCCUGGAUCUCACUGGAAGAUGAUUCAUCUGAGUCAGAUGAAUAACAGGAUGACCGUGUGGGAAUAAUUAUGAUUUAUUUUUGUUAUUUUUUGUAGUAAUUCUUAAGUAGUUUGUAUAGCAACACUAAAGUUAAUUGUCAAUGUCGGAUAUGAUUAUGUCUAUUGACAUCUGACUAGAUGUCAAUGUCAAAGGAGGAUCUGAAAGAAAGAUUUGUCGUUGUUGGUUUGUCAAGAAGAAAAAAUAAAGAUUGUGAGUUUUUGAAAAGUGUUU
Molecule: messenger RNA, 654 nt
Organism: Amyelois transitella
Lineage: Eukaryota; Metazoa; Arthropoda; Insecta; Lepidoptera; Pyralidae
Exons: 1
Coding region: 3-428 (141 amino acids)
Source: RefSeq, a predicted model, not a curated record